Molecule: messenger RNA, 6450 nt
Organism: Gambusia affinis (western mosquitofish)
Lineage: Eukaryota; Metazoa; Chordata; Actinopteri; Cyprinodontiformes; Poeciliidae
Gene: kcnj9
Product: potassium inwardly rectifying channel subfamily J member 9
Exons: 8
Coding region: 593-2098 (501 amino acids)
Biological process (GO): regulation of monoatomic ion transmembrane transport; potassium ion import across plasma membrane
Cellular component (GO): plasma membrane
Molecular function (GO): inward rectifier potassium channel activity
Source: RefSeq, a predicted model, not a curated record
GGCAGGGUUGACAGGGGCUGGACUGAUGACAGCAUCCUCCUCCGCUCUGAGGCUCCAACACCUGACCGCCUCCAUCAGAGCCGCACAGAUCAUGGAGCUGCCGGGUUAUCCCGACACCACCAUUUCACACCAUGCUCCGCAGACCCAUCCGCGUAAAUAUUCAACUUCAGAUGCUUAAUCUGGUCUGUUCCCCCCCAACUUGAUCAUUCAUUGGCCUAUAGCUUUCGGAUUUUCAUUUAGUGCGUGACGGAGUCGAGUCGAGGUGCUUCUUGUUUUCCUGAAGAGAAAAAACAAAAGCUGACUGAUCCUGCCUCGCUGUUACAACCCAGGAUCAGACAUGGAUGUAAUCGAAUCACCAACGCCGGCCGGAUUAUGGAGCAGAUUUUUCUUUUCCUCAUGAUACAACAGUCAGCUCGAUCCAGGUGAGAAGUUGCGACGCUGAGCAGGUUUCAGUCAAGCAAACAAAUGACCCAAUCAAUAAUAGCUGGACACAGUCUGACAUAAGGACGAUAUCAAUAACAGCCUAAUACUCUACACACACACACACACACACACACACACACACACACGCAGACAGAGAGAGAGAGAGACAAUGGCGCUGGAGAACUCUGUCUUCCCGUCCCGUCCCGACUCCCUGGCGCUUCCUGUGGAGGAGAAGGCUGAAGGCGAGGAAGAGGAGGCGGCGGCGAUGAAGUCAACCGCUUCCACUGGAGUCUUUAACGUAUCCGAGGAGUUGGGCCACGUCGUCACCACGCAGACCAUGCCCUCUCCUCCACUCCCGGCCAAGGUCAAAAGGUCGUUCCAGUCCAAGCUCGCAGAACGGGAGGCCAACGUCAUCCACUACAGGAAGAAGACCCAGGGGCAGGAAAAAGAGAGGGGGCGAUUUGGCUGGGCCCGGGCUCGGCGUAAGAGGCAGCGCUACGUCGAGAAGAACGGCCGUUGCAAUGUGCAGCAUGGCAACAUGCGGAAGACGUACCGCUACCUGACCGACAUCUUCACCACGCUGGUGGACCUCAACUGGCGCUGCUCGCUCUUCGUCUUCGUCAUGGCCUACGCAGUCACGUGGCUCUUCUUUGGUGCCAUUUGGUACCUCAUAGCCUACUGUAGGGGGGAUCUGGACCAUCUGGAGGACGAGGCGUGGACGCCGUGCGUGAACAAUGUCAACGGUUUCAUAUCAGCCUUCCUCUUCUCCAUCGAGACAGAGACGACGAUUGGCUACGGGUACAGAGUCAUCACCGAUCAGUGUCCAGUGGGCACCAUGCUGCUGCUGCUGCAGGCCAUACUGGGAUCGAUGGUCAAUGCGUUCAUGGUCGGCUGCAUGUUUGUGAAGAUCUCCCAGCCUAAUAAACGAGCCGAGACGCUGGUGUUCUCCAAGCACGCCGUCAUCUCUCUGAGAGAUGACAAGCUCUGCCUGAUGUUCAGGGUGGGCGACCUUCGGAGUUCUCACAUUGUUGGGGCCAACAUGAGGGCCAAACUAAUCAAGUCCAAGCAGACUCAAGAGGGCGAGUUCAUCCCUUUGGACCAAACAGACAUCAGCGUGGGCUUUGAGACGGGCGAUGACCGCCUCUUCCUCGUCUCUCCGCUGGUGAUCUCCCAUGAAAUCGACGCGCGCUCGCCCUUCUGGGACAUGUCGCAUGCCCAGCUGGAGAAGGAGGAUUUUGAGAUUGUGGUCAUUCUGGAAGGAAUGGUGGAGGCCACCGGGAUGACCUGCCAGGCGCGGAGCUCCUACCUGGCGGAGGAGUUGUUGUGGGGUCACAGGUUCAGCCCCAUGAUGUUGCUGGCAGAGGGCUUCUUUGACAUCGACUACGGAGCCUUUCAUCACACGUUUGAGGUGGACACGCCCUCCUGCUCGGCACGGGAGCUGGCGUUGGCCGCGGCCAGACUUGACGCUCACCUCUACUGGUCCAUCUCCAGCAGGCUGGACGAAGAGCCCACGCUGGCCGAACAAGACACCAAGCAGCCGGACGGCGGCUCGGCCCACAGCAAGGUGGGGGAAUCCAUCUUCACCGUCGGGGAGAUGACGGACAUCCAGGAGCAAUCAGCUUUAGGCGAGUUGAAUGGCAGCGUCACCACCGAUCAAUCGGAAACAGAGGCCUAGAACAGAGAAUGUUUACAAAGAACCUUCAGUAUAUCGCCACAUCAUCAUAGUUGUGUGUUAAAGACUCUUAAGGCAGAUUAGUAGUUUCAACACACCCGCAGAUCCCACGGUAAACGCCACAAUCUUGUGCUACCUUAUGAAAAAUAUUUUUUAAUAUUUGUCUUUUAUUUGUUAUAAGUGUACUCAAUGUGCAUAUCUGAUUUUGUUGUAUUUGCUCUUAUCACCCUUGCCUAUAUCUACUUUAAAAUGACAAUACUAUGCUUCAGGUGGGUUUAACAGCAGUCCAUCCUGUGGACAGAAAGAAUGUUGCACAGACAGUAAUUAGUUUUUUUGUUUUGUUUUUCCUUUUCGCCCGACUGAUGGUGGUUUCACAUGAAAAAUUAAAUAUAUUGAUUAUAACCAUUUAAAAUAGAUACAGUCCAUAGAUGCUUUACUCCAAGCUGCAGUUUUAGAACAUAUAAAAAUACAAACUUUUAUGGAUGCACAUAUUAAGAGUUACUGUAAAUCAGUUAGAAAUAUUACACAUUUAAUUACACAUUUUCUCUUUUUUAUUUGGAUAGAAACUUUCAUUUGGUGCUAGUAAGUUAUCUAGGAUCACUUUUGUUGAACAAAAAUAUAUAGGUGGACAUUAAUCCUGUAUUUUAUGCCCUGAUAUAAACAAAAGGAUGACAUUAUUUAACAACACUUAUUGACAUUUAUAUCUUUACUCACAUUAUUGUAAACAGAGACUAUGAAACCUUUUAGAAAAAGGCCAACAUGAUGCUGCUUUACAAGUUUACUGCUUUGAUAACAAUAUAUUAUGCAGUACUUUCCCAGAAUUUACAAGUUAUUUUCUAAAAGGUACAGGUUAUUUUUUAUAAAACUUACUGGAAGAUUUGUCAUUCACUUACUGGAACUUGACCUGCUUUCAAUUGAACCGCAGCCUGCAAGGUCCAAAAAGGUUUCAGGAAACUCUUCUGUUAGUUCCGGAAAGCAAAUAUAAAAUUCCUGAGAAAUUCAUCUGUAUAUUUUGGAAAAUCAAUCCAUAAGUUGCCAAAACUUAGAUCUGCGAGGAAAAAUAACCUGUAUUUUUUUAUAAAGUUAUUGAGUUGCAGAUGGCACCUUGUAAACUUCACUGAGGUAAAAUAUAAAAACAUAAAAUAAACAAGAAAAUUCUAGAAACUAAUCUUUGAUAACUAGGAAAUUGCUCUUUAAGUCUUUAAAGAUAAGUAGCCUGUAAAUUACAGAAACAUAACCUGGAUAUUAAGGAGUAUUAACCUAGAAACUUCAGAAAAGUAAUGUGUAAAUGGCAUUAAAGAAGCUUGUAUAAUCUGGAGUACUCUAGAAAUAUCUGGAAAGUAUUUCUGAAAGUUUUCUUCAAAUUUUUAACUUCUUCAAAUUAAAGUCUUCUUCUGUUUUUAUUCUCCAGAUCUUUUUUUAAAAGCCCUGGAGAAUAUUAGGUUGUAUUUUGUAUUGCUGCCUUCCAUAUUUCUUUGAUUUUGUUGGUUUCAGCCAUGUGUAAUCUAAAAGCACAACAAUGCCCUGCCCAGUUCUGCCCAAAUUCCUGCUUUUGCUGCUGUGUAUAUAUAUACAUAUAUAUAUAUAUGGUUGUUUUUACUUGAUGUUUUUAAUAUUUAAAAUAGCACAUCGAUUAGAAUGAAUAAAUUCCAGAGAACAUGUUGUAGAUUUUAUUUUCUCUUUGGAGAUAUUUGCUUCGUAUGGGAACUGUACAAACUUAGCUUUACUAAGGCUGCAGAUGGAAGGAAAUCCUUGAAAUUUAAAGGGUCAUAUAUUUUGCUUUUUCUCUUUGAAAUUGUAACUGGUUUGUUACCAAAUAAGAAUUCCUCAACAAAGAGCCACAGAUGCCUCAUAUGGUGGAGAAAAAUUUGUUCAUGCUUGUCAUCUACGCUUUACUGUGUAUUUUUCAUUUUACAAAAUGACAAGAAAACCUUACAACAAAUCACCUCUAAAAAUCCCUAAGUGAAUAAAAACAAGACAAUGAGAAAAUAAAUUCAUGAAUAAAUAUUGAAAAAUAUAUUGGGUAUACUUGAUAUAUUGCAGCAUACGGUAUAUUAUAUUGUCUUGAUUAAAUUGAGUACCGUACUAUAUCUUUAUUUAUAUAUGUUUAGUCAUCUGCUUUUCAUAGAAAAAUAUAAGAAUAAUAUAGGGAAUAAACUAUCUAAGAAAAGAAUAAUAAUUACAAAACCAGUUUUUAUGAUUAAUGUCACUGCUACAUGAGCAAAGAUGCUGCAGUGAAUUAACAUUUUCAAAUGGUGCCCUCCCCAAACCAGUAUACAUAUUUAUUUAUUGGGUUUUACAUUUCUGUCUUCAUUUAAGACGAUGACUCUGCUUGCCCUCCUAUAACAUGAACAUGAUUCUUUGAGGUGGCCAGCGAGUUUCAAGAGGGGCCACGUCCCCCUUCUGCCUCUCUUUAAGGGCGCCACUGCUCUCUCUGCUUUUUCAGCAUGUAAAAAAAAUAUUUCAACAUGACAUCAGCUCCACAAGAAGAAAAAAAAAAUCAAUAAAAUGAAAGCAAAUAAUUUUUUUUUCUGAAUAAUACUUUCCCUUGGUUCAAUUUCUUUAAUGAAAAUUUCUCAAAAACAUGUAGAACUAACAACACAAUUUACGUUUCUUUAUUUAUCAAUGGCAUAAGUUAAUGUAGAAAUACUUGGAACAGUACCAGAAUAACUCAGUGUAUGUAAAUGAUGAGCUACAGAAAGUAUCCCAUAAAGUCUAUUGCUGCUGAAGCUGAGUCAACAAUAAUCACAGGUUUUAUGAUGUCAUGUGCAUUAAUCUGAGCCAUGUAUUGUUACCAUAUACAGUGCAUAUCAUAUUUAAAGGUUAUAAGUAACAGAGAACAUGGUGAAUGAAAUAGAAUUAAUUUUUUAAAACCAGAGCAGAGAUAUUAACUUGCUGUGGCUGUGAAAUAAUUUAGCCAGACAUAAAGUGUACUAAUGGUGUCGUAAACUUCCUCUCUGAUCUCGUCAGUGAUUAUUCAUGUUGAACUUUUCAUCUCUGUCUCCUGUGAGGCUUCACGGAGUGAGGUAUUUCAUUAGAAAUUCAUGGCUGGCUGUCUGCAUCCAGAAAAGUCAGCAUAUUGGGUUACCAGGCAGAAUCUUGGCUUAAAGAAAACACAUUCUCCACUGUGGCCACACGAGGGCGGUAGAGACCCCGCGCAUUCUCCUGCAGCCACUCACACAGCCUCUUUGACGUGUAAUGGGAUGGGGUCCCCAUCGCCAACACAUCUGUGUCCUAGGCAACAGAGGCUGGGGACAGCAAGAGGGCAGAUAGCGCUUGUGUGUGUGUGUGUGGGUGCGCGCGUGUGUUUCUAAAUGUGUUUGUCUAUGUUUUAGAUGUUUAUGUGUGAACAUAUCAUGAUGAAGGUGAUGAGGCUCAGAAGUCACCUUCAUGAGGAGAACAAUAAAUGCCCUUGACAUCAGGAGUCAGACCAUUUUUUCUUCCAUCUGCAGCAAAAAUGAAAUGCCACAACAAAGGUUUCCUUUCAGAUUGACAAACAAAUGAAAACUUUAUUUAUCUCUCUGUUCGUUUUCAGCAGAGGUGAGUAUCCAAACAUUGUACUCAAGUAAGAGUAGCACUACUUCAACAUAUUUUUACUCAAGUAAAAAUAAAAGGUAAUCGUAAAAAAAGAAAAAUUUGGUAAAAAGUCAAGCACUGAAUAACUGACUAAAAUAUUAAAAUUUGAUAUUUAAAAAUUACCAUCAGAUGGGAAAAUAUACAAAUCAAUUUCUUUCUAAAUGAAACUUAUGAAACUAAAAACUGCAAAAACUGGUGUCUGUGUACGAGGAAACUUUUUGCUUAAAACAUGUUUGUAGCUGUCAAAAUCAAAAUCACUUUCCACAAAAUGUCCAGAAAUUUUACUCAAGUUCGAGUAGUGAUACUUUAUGCAAAUAUUACUAAAGUAAAAGUUCAGUGUAAUAAAAAUAUUCAUAAAAGGGCAAUUUUUCCAAAAGUUACUUAAGUAAAUGUAACUAGUUACUACCCAGCUCUGGUUUUCAACCACCCCAAAAAUUGGACUUUAAGUCCAAUUCCCAAGCUGUAAUUAAUAGUUUAAUGGUUUUUAUUUCAGUGUAAGAUUGAUGCUUGCUAAGUCUAAACUUAGGUUUAUCUUGACGGAAGGAAGUCAUGAUAGUCAGGAAAGAUAAAAUCAAAGGUUGAUGUCGAACAUAUUUUUGACUCCAUACAACAACAGUCAAUGAAUCAGAAUUUACUCACUUGUAUCAUUUAAAAACAAUGACCAUUUACCAAAAGGCUUUCCAAACAGCAUGAUGUGAAACAUCCAUCUGACAUCAGUCAGCCAAAAUUCAACCCAAAGUUAUAUUUAUUUGUAAUAAACUCAAAAGUUGAAAGAAAAA